Metopolophium dirhodum (rose-grain aphid) is the source of this 3488-nucleotide messenger RNA. RefSeq names its product zinc finger protein ZFP2-like. The record is from RefSeq and is a predicted model, not a curated record. The transcript is spliced from 5 exons. Bases 246 to 2126 code for a protein of 626 amino acids. NCBI's taxonomy places the organism in Eukaryota, Metazoa, Arthropoda, Insecta, Hemiptera, Aphididae.
CACAACUCUCCCCUAUAUACUAUUAAAGAAUAAAGAUAAUUUUAAAGAUAAGAUUUUUGUAAUAAAGGUAAUUUUUGUCAUAUUUUUAUUUUUCGAUAAUAAUUAGCGGAUGAUUGGAAAUAUUAUAAUGGUACAUCACCAUUGGUAAUAAUAUCAGCUAUAAAUUAUCCAGCGUGAAUGAGCACCUGUAAUUAUAACCAGCAACCAUUAUUUAAUUGAAAAACAAACAAUAUAGAGGACAUAGUAUGGAACCAUUAGGAAUAACUACUGAUGAUUGCGGGAUAAAUUCCAAGUAUAAUGAUAUAAUACACAGGUCUAGUUUCUUGUCAAUCCCACUCAUUAGAUGUGAUGAUCAAGUAUUUAAUGGAAUUAUUAAACAGGAAAAUAUUGAUAAUCAAGUAUUUAAUGGAAUUAUUAAACGGGAAAAUAUUGAUAAUCAAGUAUUUAAUAGAAUUAUUAAAGUGGAAAUUAUUGAAGAAAAGGACCAUAAUAAUGAUGGUCGAUCAUUUCAAAUAGGUUCUAGAGUGCCAUUACCACUUAAUGUGAUAUAUGGUGAUCAAGCAUUUAAUGAAAAUACUAAACAGGAAAUUGUUGAUGAUCAAGAAUUUAAUGGUUUUAUUAAAGAGGAAAUUAAUGAUGGAACAGACCAUAACAAUGAUAAUCAAUUAUUACAAAAAAGAACUAAAACUGAAGAGAAAGUUAACACUAUUGAUACCGUAAUAAAAACAGAAGUAAAUUGUAUUGAAGGUUUUGAAUUUGAAGGAACAGUUGUAAACGAAAGCAAUUCUGCAGAUAUCAUUACUUGUAUGAAUUUGGACUUGCCAUCUAACUGCUUAAAGAAAAAUCCAUUGGAUAAUAACUAUGAGAAAAUCUCUACAGCAUCCAAAUUAACAAAGCAUACGAAGACAUCAGACACCAGUAAAAAAUCGUAUAAAUGUGAUAUCUGUGAUAAAGAGUUUACUACAAUAUCACGUUUAAAAAGACAUACAAGGACACAUACCGGCGAAAAGCCGUAUAAAUGUGAUAACUGUAAUCAAACGUUUUCUUUGAAUGCACAUUUAAAAAGCCAUACAAUGACACAUACUGGCCAAAAGCCGUUUAAAUGUGUAAACUGUGAUCAAGCGUUUUCUCAGAAAUCAAAUUUAACAAGGCACACAAUGACACAUACCGGCGAAAAGCCGUAUGGAUGUGAUAACUGUAAUCAAGCAUUUUCUCAGAAAUCAGAUUUAAAACGUCAUAGAAGGACACAUACCGGCGAAAAACCGUUUAAAUGUGAUUACUGUGAUCAAGGGUUUUCUCAGAAUAAUAGUUUAAUUAACCAUAUAUUGACACAUACCGGCGAGAAGCCGUAUAAAUGUGAUAACUGUGAUAAAGCGUUUUCUCGGAAAUACAAUUUAAUAGUACAUACAAGGACACAUACCGGCGAAAAACCGUUUAAAUGUGAUUACUGUGAUCAAGGGUUUUCUCAGAAUUUUAGUUUAAUUAGCCAUAUAUUGACACAUACCGGCGAGAAGCCGUAUAAAUGUGAUAACUGUGAUAAAGCGUUUUCUCGGAAAUACAAUUUAAUAAUACAUACAAGGAUACAUAUCGGCAAAAAUCUGUAUAAAUGUGAUAACUGUGAUAAAGAAUUUACGAUAAAAUCAAAUUUAAUAAGCCAUACAAGGACACAUACUGGCCAAAAGCCGUUUAAAUGUGUAAACUGUGAUCAAGCGUUUUCUCAGAAAUCAAAUUUAACAAGGCACACAAUGACACAUACCGGCGAAAAGCCGUAUGGAUGUGAUAACUGUAAUCAAGCAUUUUCUCAGAAAUCAGAUUUAAAACGUCAUAGAAGGACACAUACCGGCGAAAAACCGUUUAAAUGUGAUUACUGUGAUCAAGGGUUUUCUCGGAAUUUUAGAUUAAUUAGCCAUAUAUUGACACAUACCGGUGAUAAGCCGUAUAAAUGUGAUAACUGUGAUAAAGCGUUUUCUCGGAAAUACAAUUUAAUAAUACAUACAAGGACACAUAUCGGCAAAAAUCCGUAUAAAUGUGAUAACUGUGAUAAAGAAUUUACGAUAAAAUCAAAUUUAAUAAGUCAUACAAGGACACAUACCAAUUUUACAAAAAAGACAAACCUCAUAAUUUGAUCAUGAAUACGUUCUACUAAAUAAGAAACAACGAGUUCAUAAACUACAUCCACUUUUAUACAGACGCUUCUAAAACAGUAAAGGAAACCGGCUUCGCCAUUACAUACACCGAAGAUAACAAUCUCCAUAAAAUCGCCCCUUUCUCCAGCAUAUACACUAAAGAAACUUUCGCAAUACUUGAAGCUAUAACUAUCUGACUUUCCACAAACCACAAUUAAGUCCUCAUAUUAAGUGACUUUUUGAGCGGAAUCACCUCAAUUACCAACAUACAUACAAAAUAGAACCUCGCCCGAAGCAUCCAAAAUACAAUCCUUACAAACUACAAUACUAUCAAACUCAUGUGGGUUCCAUCGGAAUUCCUGGCAACGAAAUCGCUGGCGAAUUUGCAAUGAAAGCGGAAAAUCAUCCGGACAUCAAAAUGUAUCCACAUGUAACAUAUGAAGUUGUAAUCCACGCCCUUAAAAUCAAAUGUCAUUCUCUCUGGCAAAAUCGAAGGAAAUAACAAGCCAACCAAGACAACAAACUUAAGAAAACAAAACUUUCAAUUAAAAAAUGGCCAGACCCUCUAAUCAAGCUUACACGGUCCAAGGAUACCAUGGUUACCAGACUAUGUAUUGGACACACUAGACUCACACAUUCACAUCUAACGUUUAAGGAGUCCGAACCCAGGUGUGAAACGUGCCUCGGUGAACUCGCAAUCAAGCACAUAUUCUUAGAUUUUCCAAUUAUCAGAACAUCCGACCAAAUCAAACAUAAACACUAUCCUACCCAAAGAAGCAUGCGGCUCCGGUCAAGAAACAAAAAUAACAGUUUUCACCAAGAUAGCCGGGCUCACAGUGAACAUCUAGAACAAUGGAUCAACGACAGCUCUCUAUAAUAAUUAAAUAAAUCUUUAAAAAAAAAAAAAAAAUGAAAAUUGAAUGUAACGAAAUUAUGUAAAUAAUUGUAUAAUUGUACAAGGUUUAUUAACGUGUAUUUGAAACCUUGAAUAAAUAAUAAUAAUAUAAAAUAAAUUCAUGUUUUUAUUGGUUUCUUUCAAUUUAGUUAUAAUUUAAGUAUUAUUGUUUUAGUUAUCAAAUUGUUGAUCUUUAUAGUGGUAUCUAAAUUAUUUUAACCUUAAUAAAAACUCAGAACAAGGUUCCCCUUUUCAAAUUGUUGGUCCUAUUGUCUCAAUUUUUUAUCCAGUGACCUCGGCAUUUAUUGAAAAAAAUAAAAAUAAAUUUGUUUAUUGUUAAAAUUAAAUUUCUGUAAUAUUGUGUUUCAUUCUUAAAUACCUAUUAAAUAUUAAAAGAAACGUUUUUGAGUUUUUAACUCAAAUUAAUUUGAAUAUUUUCAUACUCACAUGGGUCCAAAAUAUUUAAG